AUGUCGUCAGCUGGUGGUUGGGUGGUUGGGACAGUGUGGGCGCUGCGUGACGAGAAGCAGUGCGACCGCUGGAUUGUGGUGACCUCCAUAUUUCAGCCGUCGCCGGCAACAAGGAAACUGGGAGAGAUGACGAAGCAAGGUUGGUGUUAUGUGGUUGUGGCAGACAAGAACGGCCCAAAGGACUACGAUGAUGUAGAAGGUGUCAUCUACCUCACUGUGGAGCGCCAGCGGGCUCUGCACUUCCAUAUAAUGGACCACUUGCCCUGGCGCCACUUUGGGCGGAAGAACGUGGGCUUUCUGUACGCAAUCGCGCAUGGAGCGAAGAUCAUCUAUGACACAGAUGAUGACAAUCGUCUCAAGGAAGCGCGGAUACCCAUCCUUGGCCUUGAUGAAGCGGAUGGUCCGGAGAUCAAUGUGUCCCGACCGGAUGUGGGAGAUGUGGGCCACGGCUUGACCUCUCACCCGGGCUUGCUGAACCCAUACCCCAGCUUCAGGCCGACCUGUGGCCACAUUUGGCCUCGCGGCUUUCCUCUGGAUUUCGUCCAGUCGCCGCAGACCUACAACCGAUCGCUGGUGCCCGCGCAGCUUAGCCGCCCUCCAGCCAUCCAGCAGUUCCUGGCCGAUGAGGAUCCGGACGUAGACGCCAUCUUCCGACUGACGUUCUUCACACCGUACAACGCGCAGUGUACAGUGCACUUGUACGAAGCCUUCUGGGGCUUGCUCCUGCCAGUCACGGUCCAUGGGCGUGUCUCUGACAUUUGGCGCGCUUAUUUGGCGCAGAAGCUUCUUUGGGAUGCCCUUUGGCGACAAAAAAUGGCAAAGGGCCUACCAGGAAGAGGGUUGUGCUGCUUGUUGUGGGGGCGGGGCGAGUGUUUCGAAUGGGUCCAGAGUCAUGUUCUGCCCUAUCUGCCUUGCAGAUUGUAUAUUAAGAUCGCAGAAAUUGUGAGGAGAUCCCCAUUUUGGACAGUUCUGGCGACUGUCCUCUUUGUACAAGAAGGAAGGGGUCUUCUUGAGCUGCUUGCCAGGGCUCCUAGGUCCGAAGGGUGGUUUACAGUCCCAAGAAAAGAUACAGCGUCUGUGUGCAGAACGUGGUUUCAUGACUUGACUGGCUUGACCUUCGUUGAAGGGAUUUUUAUAGGAUCCUAA
Messenger RNA from Symbiodinium pilosum, 1146 nucleotides. The record is from the annotation of a GenBank genome assembly. NCBI's taxonomy places the organism in Eukaryota, Dinophyceae, Suessiales, Symbiodiniaceae.